Molecule: messenger RNA, 555 nt
Organism: Pichia membranifaciens NRRL Y-2026
Lineage: Eukaryota; Fungi; Ascomycota; Pichiomycetes; Pichiales; Pichiaceae
Exons: 1
Coding region: 173-445 (90 amino acids)
Source: RefSeq, a predicted model, not a curated record
UGAGCGUUGACGUAUUUGACACAUUAUAAAAGGAGCCCCGUGCCCGUUGUCUGGGGCUGUUCUGUCUGGUCGUUCUGUGUAGUCUCGGAGUGUUCUCGGAGUGUUCUCGCUAGACUCACUAGACAAGAAACACUUCAGACAAACAAAGAUAUAUUCACACACACAAGAAAAAAUGGCUUGCGGAUGCUCCUCUACCAAAAACGUUGUUGAACCACAAUCCCCACAGACAGACUCGUGCGGCUGCUCGCAGCCUGCCAAGGAGAUCUCGCAGUGCUCGUGCGCCAAGAAGUGCCAGUGCGAGAACGGGUGCAAGUGCAGCUCGUGCGCCGACGACAAGUCGGUGUGCGUGUGUCCCACACCGAAGUGCGUGUGUCCAGGCGCCUGCGGCUGCGGCCACUGUGCAGACGUCGCCUCCUCCGCGAGACAGACCGCAUGCGCAUGUUGAUGGCGAGCCCGGCGUCGGCACACCGUCCCCCCUCUAUAGGCUUAUGUAACUGAGAUACAGAUAGGAAAAAAAAUGGUAUAUUUACUGGUUAAUCGAUCUAGGGAGUGAAA